Dalotia coriaria is the source of this 3203-nucleotide messenger RNA. RefSeq lists its product as uncharacterized. The record is from RefSeq and is a predicted model, not a curated record. Bases 733 to 1083 code for a protein of 116 amino acids. The transcript is spliced from 4 exons. NCBI's taxonomy places the organism in Eukaryota, Metazoa, Arthropoda, Insecta, Coleoptera, Staphylinidae.
GUUGGUUGAAAAAGUGGAAUAAUUUGUUUAUUUUGUUUUAUAUAAUAUUAGUUGUAUCUAUGCAUAUAUAUUUAAUAAUUGUUAAAUAGUUGGCUCUAUAUUUUAUCAAUGUCAUAUCUUCAAAUCGAUGUCAAUGUCGCAGAGGAGGACCGUCCAUGUAAAACGAAAGGGAAAAACAACUACAGCGCGUCUUUUUUGCAUAAAAUGGCCGCCAAACAGCAAACAUGUAAAUAAAUCUGUUAUUAUGAGCGAUGUGUUACAUGUCACGUACAAUCAUGUGAAACGAUCGAGUUUAGUAAAUUAAUUGUACUUAUUGUGUGUAUCCGGCCUCAUAAUAAUUGAUUGCUGCGCGCGCAACAACACAUAAUUAUAAAUUUCGGGGGAUCAAAGAUGUAUGUUUCUUUUCCAGUAAAAUAUAGUGGUUGUUUUAUAUGGCGAUUUAUAAAUGUGUUUUGUCACUUAUUGCAAAUUUCGGUUCAUUUUAAAUUCUUUACACCCGUAGUAUUAAGAAUGUGAAUGUGAAGAUGGAGUAUAAAUUCAAAUAACGCGGCUACAGUUUAUUUACGAUUAGACGGCGCUGUACUCAGCAAUACCAGACCGGGUGCUUAUAAUUCUAUAAAUCAAGCCUAGCUGGCGUUAGAAUGCACAUAAUUCAGUGUGAGAUUACGCGACGUGGUGCAGCAGGUUUUGUUUUUAUCUGUUUUAUUUAUUUGUUUACGUCCUUGAGACAGUAUGCCGUUGGAACUCACACGCUGCAAGAAACUUAAGUGUCUUCCACUCGCGCAGUUGCGAAUGACUUUCGCCGUCGCCGAAACAUACCUGCGACGAGUAGAAAUUGCUAGUAUGUGCUCUGGUCGAUUACUGUUGCGCAAAAUGUUAGAAAACGUGAAAUUAUUCUCUCGGAUGUCGGAUGUCUUGGAUUUCAGACUAUGUCGGGCGCACAUGUUACUCCUACUUGCCGUAGAUGUGUCGAAGACGACUGUUGCGUGUUAUCAUAUAUGUUUGUGUGUGUUGCUCCGCGCAAUGUUACCUGAGGCAAACAGUACUCUGCACGCUGCUGACAUCAACGGCGAUAUUAGGUAAAUAGUUUUAUUCUAGCCGUCGGACGGCUAAUUUGGUGAUUCGCGCUGUAUCGGAUCAAAUACUUAAUGGUAUUUAGAGUGAAUUAAUAGUUUUGUAUACUGUUUCCGCCGGUGCAUGUGCUAACUUCAUUAUGGAAUAUACAUAUAUUCAACUAGAUAUUCAGCUACACAUACUGCGGUGCAAGUGCCUUGCCAAGUAAGUUUCCAUAUUGUCGAGAAGAUGUGGGUUGUCAUGUAUUGUCUUUCUGCGACGAAUUAAACAUAAUGAACUGUCAUUUUCCGCGAUAUUGUAAACUAAACGCGAUAGAAAAGUAUGAAUUGCAAAUUCUUAAUCUACGGGAAAUUUUUUAUUAGAUACCAUACAAAAAUCGAGAAAAUAAGACUCGUGUUUAUGAAUAUUUCAGUUGUUAUUUUCUCAUUGACUAAAAGCGGUAGAACGAAACAAAUUGAAAAUAUUCGAAAUUCGAAUUCGAAAUAUUCGGAAUCUGCUUCAGUAAUUGCUUUUCGAGUUCCGCUGUCAAAUACUUUGGUAAGAUACAUUAUCCAAAAAUUUGUUGAUUUUUUGGAAGUUUAGGAAGAUCUCUUCCUGCAAUUUUAGAUUGUCUUCUAGAAUCUAGUUGUUAUUCUUUGUAUUCCUGUUUAUAACAUUUUUACUUAUUUUAUUAUUCAUGACAUCCUGCCUUUAUUAGUAAUAGUGAAUAAACAUUGUUUUGAGUUGCGCGCAGCCAACAUGCAAAAUGAAACAACCUAUCUCCAGGGUCGCGUUCACCAAGCAUAUUGCAAACUGAUAGUGACCGCGUGUUGUCGCCGUGUACUGGGCACGCUGCAGUUUUAUUUCGAACGCCGGAUAAAUCGGGCGUGUUCAUCACAACUAGUUCUGUUUCGUCCGAUCAUAAAUAGGUAUAUCGGUUUAUAUUCCACAAACAAUUAACGGCAUAUAUAGGAAUCGGGCGUGAUCCGGAGUUUUGCUAGUACGAUUGCACGCGUUAAAUGUGCAUCAAUCGCAGAUUCAUCGUUAGUUCAUUUGUGCUCGCGUGUGGUUCCGUCGGCCGUCUCUGAUUAUUUUUCACCUGUGGAAUUAUACAGAACUCAAUUUUGGAAUAGAACUUGUUGGUUCUCAAUUAGCAAAUAUAGCCAUGUAAGUAAAAUUAAUCAGGAAAUUGUCGUUUCCAACACGGUUUGUGUCACAAGUUUUCUCCAACAAAACAAGAUAAUCAAUCGCGAAUCUUUGUUUCCAUUACGCGUAACACUAAUAAACCGUAGCAUUAAUUUGCUAAAUCUAUUUGCAUUUCAUCAACAAUUAACGUGUCUUAGUGUAAAUUUAUUGCGACCCGUCGACCGUCGGCUAGCAUCUCAGCGGGACUAUUAAAAAAAUAUAUUACAUUUUAUUAUAAAUUGUUUUCUUUGUAUAACAUCCUGCCCAUUUAUGUAUCCUGGUAUUACGUGAAAAAUAGAUUGUCUCUCUAGUUUUGGUCCUUGUCUUUCUUGAACUUUGGAUUUUCUUUCUCUAACAAUCUGUGCAUUCCUUUUCAUUGCGUGAACAUAAGCUAAACUUGUAGGUUUUGGUUGUUUCUUAAUUGCAAGUUGCAAAUAUCUGUUUGAGGCACUCUGUAUCUUAAUUUGCUUGUCAUCCAUGCAUAAAUGAGCUGUAUUUGUUGUUUUGGAGUGUCUCGUUUCGAUCUAUGAAUUUUCUUUUUAGAACACCCUGUAUAUCAAUUUUCCUUUAUGUCACGUGAAAAAAUAGCCAUAUUUGUAGUGUUUAAAAGUUUGCCGUUGACGUAUAUUCUAAAGUGAAGUUAUUUUCUUUUUGUGACACCCUGUAUAUCAGUUUCCCGAAGCCUCGAGUGAAAAACGAGCAAAAUUUGUAGUGUUUAAAUGAUUUUCUGUUUUAAUAUUAAUUUUUUUAUUUGUAACACCCAGUAUAUUUGUUCCCAUUUUCCAUCACCUAGAAAAUGGACUAUUUGCUAAUUUCUUUAUCCCGGCAGAACUGUACGACGUGGUACUAGCUUAUAUGUGCGCGGCUAUGCAGCUCGUAAGUCCUGUCUCAAUAUGGCGGCAUGUAUUCUGUUGACUUGUAAAAUCUAAACUUGUAUUCUAUUAAUAAAGAAAUAGUAAGAUAUA